Molecule: messenger RNA, 633 nt
Organism: Protopolystoma xenopodis
Lineage: Eukaryota; Metazoa; Platyhelminthes; Monogenea; Polystomatidea; Polystomatidae
Source: the annotation of a GenBank genome assembly
AUGUCCGACACCAAGCAACCUUGUCACCUGGUCACUCAGUGCUCGAGCAAAAUGGAAUUUCUGGACUUGAUGGACGGACGUGAUUGCUCGCCAGCCCAGUGUGCUGUUCCUUUUUUUACAGGUCAACGACUUGGUAGGUGUAUGCGAAUGACAAGGCAACCAAUGUUGCCACCAUCAGAUUCCAAUGAUCAAUUAUCUCUUCUGUACCUAUUCUGUUGCCUGGCCCAGUUGCGCCCGAAUACGGCCCUUGAAGACGAAACCACCUACCGGCAGUUCGGGGACCACUUGAAAAAUCGUCAACGUAUCGGUUCUAUCCAGCUCGCGAGCCGUCGAUCAGAUGCUUCUGGAAGUGCCAGGCGUGACGGGAUUAAAUGUGGCGCAUGUCAACCCUGGCGGUGUCCGAGGGAAGCCGAGACACUUGAGACAUUCCCACGAAAUCAGACUGUCCUAGGCUCUGAACGGUCUUUGAGGUGGCGGUCAUGGUUAUCUGAGAUACAAGCAAAUGUACAGUGGUGUCUGGGUCGGCGGAAUCGGGUCUCCAGCGCGAAAAAUGGCCGUCGCGAAAUCACAUGGACACCUCAGGCCUGCUCUCCGGGUUUGCGUUCGUCGCCUCACUCGGUCAUUUGCCCAUAA